AUGACAUCCCACACUCCUAAUCAAGCGCGGCUACCCUCGUUCAACAAAGAUCCCGGCCAUGUCCCACACUCAAUCAAGGUUCCUAAAGCACCUAUAGCAUCUGCCUCCUCUGGCCGGAAACAGGAAUCGGCUCGAGCCAGGACAGGAGGGUCUGGAAUCCGAGAUGAUGCAGGGGUUGACUUGUGCGGCUGUGCUUCCGAGCAUUUGGCUAGCCGGUACUUCUGUCCCGCCAUCUCGAGUACAUCGAAUAGAUCUACACUACCUGAGUCUACAAGAAAGGAUAUCAUAGAUCAUCUGCGGGUGACUGAAGAAGAGCGCCGCCUCUUCCACAGCUGGAGAGAGAGUGCGACCCAUCCAUCAGAAGCCAGCAAACACAGAGCUCGACCAGCAACCGAAGAUAUAUCACCCUCGAGUGAAGAUAUUCUGCACAAUUUGCGAGUCACUGACGAGGAACGUCACUUUCUCCAGGGGUUAAGGGGAAAUAUCUGA
Aspergillus pseudonomiae is the source of this 489-nucleotide messenger RNA. RefSeq lists its product as uncharacterized. Lineage: Eukaryota; Fungi; Ascomycota; Eurotiomycetes; Eurotiales; Aspergillaceae. Bases 1 to 489 code for a protein of 162 amino acids. The transcript has a single exon. The record is from RefSeq and is a predicted model, not a curated record.